Molecule: messenger RNA, 651 nt
Organism: Panicum virgatum (switchgrass)
Lineage: Eukaryota; Viridiplantae; Streptophyta; Magnoliopsida; Poales; Poaceae
Product: secreted RxLR effector protein 161-like
Exons: 1
Coding region: 1-651 (216 amino acids)
Source: RefSeq, a predicted model, not a curated record
AUGGCGGAGUGCAAUGCUUGUGAUGUUCCAAUGCAAGCAAAGCUGAAGUUGAGCAGGGACAGUGAUGGCCCUCGAGUUGAUGCUACAGAGUAUAGAAGCUUGGUGGGAAGUUUGAGGUAUUUGGUGAAUACUCGACCUGAUUUGGCUUUCUCAGUCGGGUAUGUAAGUAGGUUUAUGGAGGAGCCUCAUGAAGAUCAUCUAGCAGUAGUGAAACACAUUCUAAGAUACAUUGCUGGGACUAGAGAUUGGGGGCUCAAGUAUGAGAGGAAGAAAGGUGAUCAACCUGCACUUAUGGGCUUCAGUGACAAUGAUCUUGCUGGAGACAUUGACAGCAGAAAGAGCACUAGUAGUAUCAUCUUUUUCCUUGGUGAAAGCCCCAUCAGUUGGCAGUCAGCAAAACAAAAGGUUGUGGCAUUGUCUAGUUGUGAAGCUGAGUACAUUGCUGCUGCAACAGCUGCCUGUCAGGGUGUAUGGUUAGCACGGCUUUUGGCUGAAAUCUUGAAUUCAGUGGUGAGCAAGCCGGUGCUCAGGGUGGACAACAAGUCCACAAUCUCUCUUGUGAAGAAUCCUGUGCAUCAUGACCGGAGCAAGCAUAUAGACACAAGGUUCCAUCUGAUCCGGGAGUAUGCACACAAUGGGCAGAUGAGGUGA